This is a messenger RNA of Oppiella nova, 738 nucleotides long. Lineage: Eukaryota; Metazoa; Arthropoda; Arachnida; Sarcoptiformes; Oppiidae. The record is from the annotation of a GenBank genome assembly.
AUGGUUGAUCUACCGGUGCAAUCGUUACUGAAAGGGUGUUAUGGCCGGUAUUGGGCUGUUGUCCUCAAAGUCGUAACUAACAUAAGACGUGGUUUGCUAGGCAAACCGAGUUUUAAAAUUGUUAGACAUAUCGCUAAGUACUAUCUCAAUUUUCACGCCCCGCAACUGGACUACUGGUGCGCCGACAAUACAACUAUUCAUAAUACUUUGCAUACGAAAUAUAGUGAUAAUGCAAGUGAUGUUUGCGAUACUGACUGUAAUCACUGGGAGUUUGAUGAUAGUUAUGGCACUACUAUUAUACAAGAGUUUCAAUUAGUUUGCGACAAAUCAUGGUUACCCUCAUUAUCGCAGUCUAUCUACCAAUCGGGUUACGCCGUAAACGGCUUAAUACUAGGCUAUCUAUCAGAUAGGUUUGGUCGACGACCGGUGCUUUGGUUAGCCAUUAUACUGGAAAUAUGUGGGGGACUUUCAGUCAUAUUCUCGGGGUCUAUGACCCAGUACAUUAUAAGUAGAUUUUUUCUCGGUUUGGGUGAUAGCGGACGUGGAACACAAAACACAGCCAACGUCCAAAAGCACCGGACGAUACUGGACCUACUGUCCCACCGACUGAUGCGGAACUAUACCCUUAUAUUCUGGUUCUCAUUCGCUGUGAACGCAUUCAUAUAUCACGGAAUAUCGCUGAAUGUGCAACAAAUCGGCGGUAAUCUGUACGUCAACUUAUACUGUCCCACCGACUGA